CGGCUGUCCAGAAUCCCCGGCUGAGGUCCGAGAUGUCGGAGAGGGGAGCUGGGGCGAGCGGGGGCUCCCCGCAGGCCAGCACGGUGACUAUCAGUGACGUCCAGGAGCUGAUAAAGCGCAAGGAGGAAAUCGAAGCGCAGAUUAAAGCCAACUAUGAUGUGCUGGAGAGCCAAAAAGGCGUUGGAAUGAACGAGCCACUGGUGGACCGCGAGGGCUACCCCCGGUCAGAUGUGGACGUGUACCAAGUGCGCGCCGCCAGGCACAACAUCGUCUGCUUGCAGAACGAUCACAAGGCGGUGAUGAAGCAGGUGGAGGAGGCCCUGCACCAGCUGCACGCCCGGGACAAGGAGAAGCAGGCCCGGGACAUGGCUGAGGCCCACCAGGAGGCCAUGAGCCGUGGCCUGGGCCAGAGCGAGGGCCUCAGCCCUGCUCAGGCCUUUGCCAAAGUGAACAGCAUCAGCCCCGGCUCCCCCGCCAGCAUCGCAGGUCUGCAAGUGGAUGAUGAGAUUGUGGAGUUCGGCUCCGUCAACAUCCAGAACUUCCAGUCGCUGCAGAACAUUGGCAGCGUGGUGCAGCACAGCGAGGGGAAAGCCCUGAAUGUGGCGGUGAUCCGCAGAGGGGAGAAGCUUCAGCUGAGACUUGUCCCGGCACGCUGGGCGGGCAGAGGACUGCUGGGCUGCAACAUUAUUCCUAUGCAAAGAUGACUGUCCGGGGGAACAGUAGCAGGAAAGCAUCUCCGGUUGCCCUGGACUUGGGUCGGGGUGGGGCGGGGGGAGGCAGAAUUUCUUCCUCCUCUUCUCUCCCUGAAGUUUAAGGAUCUGGAAGAGGCUGGAAGCCCGAACUCCUAGGUGGUGGCCUCUGAGUGUAUGUGAUCUCUUAGGAUUAAGACAUUGUUAAAACUUGACAUGUGCUGAGCAUCUUUUGCAAAUUGGGCCGUGGCCCUAAAAGGGAAUCCUCUGAUGGCGGGCAGGAGCACGGGAGUUAUUUUGGCAGGUGCCGGCACGACUUCACUCUUUCAGGACUUUUUUUUUGUCCCAAAUAAAUAGUUUUGUAAUACUGACGUGACCAUGUAAUCAUCCCAACCAAAUUUCUGAAGAACCUCUGAGACCAAAGCAUAGACGGGAGUUAGAGGCUGGGUAAAACGACAGUUGUGCCAAAGUCAGAUCUGACCUACAGCGUUUCAGGCUCAUCGUCCUUUAGGGCACGGGGUUCCCAGCCACUCGGCCACGCAUCUGCGUCUGCGGGGCGGCGGCGCUGCUCUGGAUGCAGAGGACAUGUCCGCAGCCACUGGACUGCCCGGGCCACAGCUGCUCCCUUUAAGGGCAGAGGCGGCGGGAAGCUCCCCAGGCGUCCCAGCGAGGUGUCGGCUUUCUUGCCUGUAACCCACCAGGGGGCAGCAAGCUGCCUUCACUUAUAGAGUAAAAACGCCUGCCAACUAGCUUCUCACUCGACGUUUUACAGUUGAAGCCCCUUGUCGUGCCCGCAGGCCCGCGCUGUUUCAUAGCCUGCUGAGGUGUGCCCGGCACCGCCGGUGGGACCAAGCAGCGUGGGCAGAGCUGACCUCUUGAACGCGCCCAUUCCUCCUCUUGACUUUCGACACAGCCACAUGGGUUUCCGUGAUUCCUAGUGGCUCCGGUCUGCCUGCCUCUCGUCGCUGUGUCACAGGGUUGACCUCC
This is a messenger RNA of Pteronotus mesoamericanus, 1676 nucleotides long. It is a transcript of the gene PSMD9, whose product is annotated as proteasome 26S subunit, non-ATPase 9. Gene Ontology annotation, molecular function: protein binding. NCBI's taxonomy places the organism in Eukaryota, Metazoa, Chordata, Mammalia, Chiroptera, Mormoopidae. Gene Ontology annotation, cellular component: nucleus; cytoplasm. Bases 33 to 704 code for a protein of 223 amino acids. Gene Ontology annotation, biological process: proteasome regulatory particle assembly. The record is from RefSeq and is a predicted model, not a curated record. The transcript is spliced from 6 exons.